This is a messenger RNA of Labeo rohita (rohu), 1449 nucleotides long. RefSeq names its product myomaker, myoblast fusion factor (gene mymk). The record is from RefSeq and is a predicted model, not a curated record. The transcript has 6 exons. Gene Ontology annotation, cellular component: plasma membrane. Bases 139 to 915 code for a protein of 258 amino acids. Lineage: Eukaryota; Metazoa; Chordata; Actinopteri; Cypriniformes; Cyprinidae.
CAGAGGAGGUGAGUGUGAGUGUGUGAGAGUCACCCUUUGGUUGCUUCUUCAAAAGAUCUGGUGGUUUGAAACAAGCAGACAGUCUCUUAAGUCCUUCCAAGUUUUCCAGAAAUCCUAAAGCCUUUUAUUUGAGUCACAAUGGGAGCGUUUAUCGCCAAGAUGUUGCUGCCCACCAUCAGCAGUUUGGUGUUCCUGCCUGCAGCCAGUGUUGCCGCCAAGAGGGGUUUCCACAUGGAGGCCAUGGUCUAUUUCUUCACAAUGUUCUUCACAGCGAUUUACCAUGCAUGUGAUGGUCCAGGCUUGUCUAUCCUCUGUAUCAUGAAGUAUGAGAUCCUGGAGUACUUCAGCGUGUACGGUACAGCCAUCUCCAUGUGGGUCACGCUACUAGCGCUGGGAGAUUUCGAUGAACCCAAGCGCUCUUCGCUCACCAUGUUUGGGGUGUUGACAUCAGCAGUGAGAAUCUACCAGGACCGCUUAGGCUACGGCAUCUACUCCGGCCCCAUUGGAACAGCUGUCUUCAUGAUAACAGUCAAAUGGUUACAAAAAAUGAAGGAAAAGAAAGGCCUUUAUCCAGACAAAAGUGUUUACACUCAACAAGUGGGGCCAGGGUUCUGCUUCGGCGCUCUCGCUUUGAUGCUUCGCUUUUAUUUUGAGGAGUGGGACUACGCUUAUGUCCACAGUUUCUACCAUGUGUCACUGGCUGUGUCCUUCAUUCUGCUGCUGCCCAAGAAGAACCGCUAUGCCGGGACGGGACGCAACGCAGCCAAACUUAACUGCUACACCCUCUGCUGCUGUACUUCACAACCUCAGAUGAAGGAAAAAGCACGGACUAUCUGGACUACUCCUCAAAAACCCUGGAUGCGGACCUGUGGUCCUGGCCUGCCAUUACACAAAUCCCAGCCACGCACCAUGUAAUGCAAGAAACUGUGUCUGUUAACGGCACCCUGAAAGUGAGGACAGUUAUACGACCUCCCAGCAGGCCAAGUAUGCCUUGGACAACUUAUUUGUAGGGAAUAGCAUGAUGCUCGAUUGACGAUUGAAAAUCACUGAAAAGGUACUGAAACAUGCGUUUAAAGACUCGUGGUAAAAUAAGGAUUGCGAGAGCGAAGAAUCUGCGUAACAAGAAGAGUUCAUCUGAAUUGAAAAGCGCAAGACCAAGACUGGUUUUGACUCCUCAAAUCCAGCUGGAAAGUUUAUGAGUCACAAAAUACAGCAGACGCAUUAUCUAUCCAAAAUGAAUAAACUGUCUUUCAAAGGUUCCUCAGUAGGGACCACUUGUCUAUGUCCGUUUAAGAGACUGUAAAAGCGGCCAUUUAAUUCUUUAUGUCCAUCUGUUUGUGCCAGACAGGUCAGACAUCAUCUGGGUACAACUAAACUCUACACUAGAAGCAAACAAUUGAGGGAGGUCAAAUUUUUAAGUGAAACGAGAGGUUUUAAUGUAAAUAUAUU